This is a messenger RNA of Daphnia pulicaria, 1372 nucleotides long. RefSeq lists its product as uncharacterized. Bases 382 to 1113 code for a protein of 243 amino acids. The record is from RefSeq and is a predicted model, not a curated record. The transcript is spliced from 6 exons. NCBI's taxonomy places the organism in Eukaryota, Metazoa, Arthropoda, Branchiopoda, Diplostraca, Daphniidae.
GAAGCAGGGACGACGCGAAGGUUAGCGUGUCAAUACUAAAGCGGGUUCAACAGCAUCUCAGUGUCAACUUGUGAACUGUUAUUUUUGCGUCAUCGACUCUCAACUUUCCAGCUCCUGUUUCCAGUAGGGCUACGUAGAUCACAGUGGAAGCUCUUAACUGGAGUCAGCCAAACACAUCAUUUGAAUUUCCCACGUCAAAACAGCGCCACUUUUGAGCGGCAACAAUUGAAAACAAACAAAACAAAAUCAAAUCAGCCAGCAGUGAUUUAUUUUCAUUGAUUAGUGAUUCGCUCGGUACAACCAGUUACAACCUGUAAAAAUCCUUGAGGCCUGGAUUUGUUCCCCUGUGAGCUGUGAGGUCUGUUGUAACAAGACACGAAGAUGGCAUCAUCGUCCCCCCCUCCUCUAAUUCCAAUAAACGGAUCGAAUAACGUCUGCUACAUCAGAGAAACAAAUAAUUCUGCAGCGAGUAAACCUAUUAAUCGAGUAGAAUUGCAGUUCGGCGAAUUUUUUAAUGGUGCAAGUCACGAGUGUUUCAAGACUACAAAUGCUUCAAGCAAUGGCGAGUACCAUCAACAACAGUCCAACUACCAUUUUAAACAUCCCAAUCAGUUUACAACGCAUUCCCAAAUGGAAAUCAAUAAAUCGGAAUUUUUCCAAUCUACAAGACCAAACCCUCCAGAAAACCAACUUUUUCCUGUGGCAGACAUCCCUGCCGAUUUAUUGUUCCAGCAUGUUGAUCUGCUGAAGCAGGAGAGAACCUGGAGCCAUCAAGAAAUUAUUUCCGAUGUUGAUUGUUACUGGUACAGAAAAAAUCUUGAAAAUGUAAACACUAUCAAUUGUCUGAGGAAAGAAAUCACAGACUUGAGGACGAAAUUAAUUGCUGCCGAAAAUCAUCGAGGCAAUAUAGGAGUUAAUAAGACUUUAGACUGGAAAGAAAAAACUGACAAAAAUAAUGUAUUUACAUGCGGGACUUGCCGUAAGGAAUACAAAACAGAACGUGGUUUGGAAGUUCAUCAGAAUAGUAGGCAUGCUGAUCCUGGAUGCUGGAUAAAUUACCAGUUCGGGUACUUCAAAAGGCCCCACCCGUGGUCACAGAAAGAGGAAUUCUAAGAAAUCCCUCCAGCAACUAUAAAAAAAGGUGCCGAAUACAACGGAAAUUAUGGAUUUAUAACUUCACGUAGAGAUCCCGAUACUAUUUGUUUCCUGCUGGUGCCACUAAGCCACCUGCUGUAUAACAUGCACCGCUUCUCAUACAGAAGGAAAAUUAUCACUCAUUUUUCUUAAUCAAAUGUGUGUACGUCUUCGUCAUAUUUUAUUUUAUUUUUAAUGUUUGAAAUGAGAUCAAAUAAAAUCCAUUCCUUUGAAAGAA